This is a messenger RNA of Ilex paraguariensis (yerba mate), 993 nucleotides long. The record is from the annotation of a GenBank genome assembly. NCBI's taxonomy places the organism in Eukaryota, Viridiplantae, Streptophyta, Magnoliopsida, Aquifoliales, Aquifoliaceae.
UUCUGAUUCUGAGUCUAAACAGUGCAACUGUUUCAGAUACUGUACCACACAGUCUGCAACAUUACAAAUGGCUGAUUCAGGAGGAGAAGAAGAAGAAACUGAAACACCCAUUCAAGUUUUACUAAAAUGGCAGCGAAUCAACUACCCUCAUCGCCAUAGUCAUACUCAAUACGACCUGCCAAACGGAUGGUCGUCAAUGAUGGCCAUCAGAGACUCUGCCCACAACCAUGACCAAACCUCUCUAAUCUUCCCUCCAAUUGACCACGAAAAUCUUCACAUCUCCAAACAUUCCUCUCACCCAAUACCCAAUACUAAAUCCACAUCCUCAUCAUACCCUUUUGAUCAGAAAAAUAGUUGUAAUUCAUCAUCAUAUUCAUCCUCGCCGUUCGAUCUCGAUCGAGAUGACCCGCCAUUGCUGGUGCCAAGUCCUCCGCGGAAGCGAGCCGGCGACGUUGCGAGGUGGUUGAGGUUGGGGCUCCAGCUCCUACGUUGUCAUAUUACUGACAUUACUUCCACAAUUCGAAAAUUUGUCAACACCAGAGGGGUGCGUUGGUCUUUUCUCUCCCCCGUCUUGGUGGCCGCGGCCAUGCUAUUCACGGUGUUGUACUUAAGACUCCGGCGGCGACGUCUAUUACAAGUAUCCAGAGAGAGCAUUGGUGAUUUGAUCCAUAUAAUCAAACAACAAGACGAGAAGCUAAAUCAACUAUCGCAUCAAAUUGCUCAAGCCAACGAAGUACUGCUGGCACUUCAUAGAGUUCUUGAUUCUAAAACUGGUUGAUUUAGCUGGGGAAUGUGAGAAAAGGCCAUUCUGAUACCCAUUUGCUGGGCACAUUUUGUACUGGCAUUGGAGCGAUUCGGCCUUGAUGUUGGUUGAUCUGGUUGCAGGCAUUCUUCUAUACAUCUAGUUCCUAAUUUGGGAACUCUUCAGCGUAUUGUUUAGUUCGGGUGUUAGGGGUGGGGUUCGAUUAAAUUAGUUUGGUGAUCUGAUAAUAC